Messenger RNA from Pelobates cultripes (western spadefoot toad), 922 nucleotides. Lineage: Eukaryota; Metazoa; Chordata; Amphibia; Anura; Pelobatidae. The record is from the annotation of a GenBank genome assembly.
GCGGAGCUGACAGCUGGUGCCGGAAUGGAGCAGGACGGAGGGGAGUCGGCUGCAAGACCUAGGAGCAGCCCUGGACGUCCCGGUGAGUCGCCCCCUGGGGGCAGCACUGUGGGGCAGGAGGGAUUGAGAGGGGCUGGCAGUGGCAGGACAGCGGUCUCACAGGUUGGGGAGAGGGACCAGGUCAGCAGGGCACAGCAGGAGGCGGCUGGAGUUGGAGGCAGGAAGGAUAGCGCUGCGGAUCCAAGGGAUCAGAGGAGCAUGGCCAGGAGCUUGGGAAGAAGGGGAGACGGGCACAGCAUCGGCAAGUCUGGGGACCCAGGAGACAGGAGGAGUGGCAGUAUGGAGCGGAGUGGCAGCAGGCGGGUGACUGGCCAGGAGGACGGCGGCACCCAGGACAGCAGUGGGCGGGAGGCCUUUAGGGGUCGAUCCCAGGAGCGGCUCGAUAGGAGGAGCGCCAGCAGAGGGAAUGGCGGAGGAUGGCAGCGCGGAAGGGCAGAAUGGCGGGACAGCAGGUCAGGGUCUGCAGGCAGUAGGAGACAUGGGAACGGGAGCCCAGCAGGGAACCGGAGCAAUAGGAGGAGGUCAGCUUCUCGGGACAGGUGGCUACGGCGCCGGCGCAGUGAGUCAAGGUCGUCUGAGAGGAACCACACGGCACGGAGGAGGAGAAGUAGCGAGCGGGAGGGACGAUGCAGGCAGGGAAGUGGUGAGGACGGGUCUGAUCACGGGAAUGAAGGGCGGGUGAGGCUGCAGUCGGACAGAUCACCCAGGCUGUAUUCUCCUUGCAGGUCGUUGAGUAGGACGCCCACGAGAGCAACACACGAACAGGCGGGCAGGAGUCGGCGUCCCCUGGUUCCUUCUGGGUCGGCUGUCGUGGUGGAAAAAGUGGCGCCCCCGCGGUCAGCAGCGGCCGGGGGCUUGAGCG